Messenger RNA from Hibiscus syriacus, 543 nucleotides. Its product is annotated as G-type lectin S-receptor-like serine/threonine-protein kinase RLK1. NCBI's taxonomy places the organism in Eukaryota, Viridiplantae, Streptophyta, Magnoliopsida, Malvales, Malvaceae. Gene Ontology annotation, molecular function: protein kinase activity; ATP binding. Bases 1 to 543 code for a protein of 180 amino acids. The transcript has a single exon. The record is from RefSeq and is a predicted model, not a curated record. Gene Ontology annotation, biological process: protein phosphorylation.
AUGCAGCACACAGAUCAUCGACUGCGACAUAAAGCCUCAAAACAUUCUCCUCGACAACAACUACGAUGCUCGGAUUUCCGACUUUGGGUUGUCGAAGCUCUCGAUGAUGGAUCAAACAUAGACGAAAACAAACACAUCAGAGGGAUGAAAGGGUAUGUUGCACCUCAAUGGUUCAGGAACAUGCCGGUAACAGUCAAGGUCGACGUCUAUAGCUUCGGUGUCUCACUACUAGAGAUCAUUUGUUGUCGGAGAAGUGUUGGCGACAAGGAGAAUGCAGCAGAUACUGAUGGAGAUAGCAGAAUGUUGACUUAUUGGGCUUAUGACUUCUUCAAUAUUGAAGGAGCAAUAGAGGCAUUGAUUGGGGACGACAUGGAGGCCAUUAAUGAUAGAAUGAGCUUGGAGAGGUUCUUGAUGACUGCCUUAUGGUGCAUUCAAGAGGACCCUUACCUGAGACCUACCACGAGGAAGGUUACGCAUAUGCUUGGAGGAGUUGUCCAAGUAACUAUUCCUCCUGAUCCAUCUCCAUUUACCACUACUGCUUAA